AUGUCAGAGUACGGGAAACUCUUCAACGCCAACCCCUACCCAUAUCCUCAGCCUCCGUUGGAGUCUUCAUCCUACUACGGCUCGAUUCCCCCCAGUCUCCGAGGGAGCCUAGGAAGCCAGGAGUCUUUCUCUAACUUUAACAGUUUCCGCACGAGUGUGGGAAGUCAAGCCUACGUCUCCCGCUUUCAGGAACAUAUGAACAUCAGCCAGGCACGCUCUCCGGUGCCUCCAGAUCUCUCUCCUGACUGGACUGAGACCGGGGCGCUCACAGAGACGAUCUCCUCUCAACAGGCGACUGACGACCCUCCCGGGUCACCAGAAAUGGAGGAAACUGUUAAAGCCAUAGAAAAGGUCCCGACAAUCACCUUGCCGGACAACACCGAGACUACUAAGAUCGGCGGCUCUAUCAGUGCUACAUUGAACACAGCUGCUGCCCCGACUCCCGAAGACCCAAUUAACGCCUCAAUCCUCCGAGUUCAGAGGAGCGAAGUAAAUCUACGCCCUCCUAAUCUGGCUGGGGAUAUUCGAAAGCAGACCAGCACUCCAAGUUUCCGGGAUUCGCUUACCUCCCCUCCCUCUGAAAGCAGCCGCUCCAGCAUUUUUGGUAGUCUCAGAAGGAGUAAGAUAACUGCCCCUCCCGCGCCGGUUGAUCUCCCCUACGUUAUCCCGCCUCUCACCCACAUCCAACCACCCGCACCGCCUCCCAAGCCGCUUGCUCCGCCGGGUCCUGCAGAUCUUCCAUACGUUCUUCCCCCGCUCACCUACAUCCAAGUACCCGGUGAACCUAUCCCAAGUGCCAUCAUUUCUGCACCUCCGAUGGUCACCGUCACCCAGCCGUCACCUCUAGCACGCCCAGCGGCCAACCUCCAACUCGAGCACACCAAGGAUGCCGGAGAGGACGUUCACGUCCCUACCCCAGUCAACCUCAUCUCCCAACUCCGCGUCGAGCAGUCUGUCCGCACCUCAACUAGCCGCGAGCGUAUCUCAAUGGACGUCCACCGCUCCACAGCCCUGCAAAUGAACAUCGCCGAACAGCGCUUCGCCGCCCGCGCCACCAUGACCGACAAAGAACGGCGCGAAGCAGAGAAGAGGUCACUCCGCGUGAAGGCCGAGCUCGACAAAUUCAACAAGGAGGAAGAGAAGCAAGCCGCCAUUCGCACCAGGAAGCAGGCCGCGGAAGAGCUUAAGAGACUCAAAGUCGAGGAUAAGGAGGCGGAGAUGGCGAUUAGGGCAAGGGAUAAGGAGAGGAGGAAGAUUAGGAAGCAGUUGGAGAGACGUCAUGGGAGUAUGGAGAGGUUUGCGCAGAGCGGGUUUCAGAUGAAGAUUGAGAACUUCGCCAGGAAGAUGAAGAGCUGGGUUGGGUUGGGGCCGGAUCCGGGAUGGGAAUAG
Messenger RNA from Morchella sextelata, 1389 nucleotides. RefSeq lists its product as uncharacterized. The transcript has a single exon. The coding region runs from base 1 to 1389 and encodes 462 amino acids. The record is from RefSeq and is a predicted model, not a curated record. Lineage: Eukaryota; Fungi; Ascomycota; Pezizomycetes; Pezizales; Morchellaceae.